Molecule: messenger RNA, 1376 nt
Organism: Lepisosteus oculatus (spotted gar)
Lineage: Eukaryota; Metazoa; Chordata; Actinopteri; Semionotiformes; Lepisosteidae
Gene: prpf38a
Product: pre-mRNA processing factor 38A
Cellular component (GO): precatalytic spliceosome
Source: RefSeq, a predicted model, not a curated record
GUUUUCUGCACCGGAAACACUUGUGUUGCGAAGUGUUUUGAGAGGACUGUAGAGGAAAAAUGGCUAAUCGAACUGUGAAAGACGCUAAUAGCAUUCAUGGAACAAAUCCACAGUAUUUAGUGGAGAAAAUUAUUCGCACACGGAUCUACGAGUCAAAAUACUGGAAGGAGGAAUGCUUCGGACUUACGGCUGAAUUGGUGGUGGAUAAAGCCAUGGAGCUGAAGUACGUUGGUGGAGUUUACGGAGGGAAUAUUAAACCCACUCCUUUCCUCUGCCUAACCCUGAAGAUGCUGCAGAUCCAGCCGGAGAAAGACAUCAUCGUGGAAUUCAUAAAGAACGAGGAUUUCAAGUAUGUCCGUUUGCUUGGAGCCUUGUACAUGAGACUGACUGGUUCAUCAGUGGAUUGCUAUAAGUACCUGGAGCCAUUGUACAAUGACUACAGGAAAAUCAAAAACCAAAAUCGGAAUGGAGAGUUUGAGCUGAUGCACGUGGACGAAUACAUUGAUGAAUUGCUGCACAGCGAGAGAGUGUGUGACAUAAUACUUCCUAGGCUACAGAAGCGGCAGGUGUUGGAGGAGGCAGAGCUGCUGGACACUCGGGUCAGUGCACUGGAAGAGGACCUAGACGAGGUGGAGACCAGCGAGGAGGAAGAGGAGGAGGAGGAAGAGAAGCCGGAGAGAGGCCAGUCUCCAGAGCCCCACCGACGAAGCUACCGCGACGUAGACAGGCCCCGCCGAUCCCCCUCCCCUCGCUACCGACGCAGUCGGUCUCCCAGGAGACGGAGCAGAUCACCUAAGAGGCGCAGCCCUUCACCCCGUCGUGAGAGGCAUCGGAGCAAGAGCCCGCGCCGGCACCGCAGCCGGUCCAGAGAGAGGCGCCACCGCUCCAAGUCUCCAGGCCAUCACAGAAGCCACAGGCACCGGAGCCAUUCCAAGUCUCCAGAAAGGUCAAAAAAGAGUCAUAAAAAGAGCCGCAGAGGAAAUGAAUAAAGAUUUUUUGAAAGCUGAUUUUUAUAACCUACCUAGGACUGAUAAUAUUGUUUUGUACAUACUCUGCUUACAGUUCAUUGAAAGAGGCAACAGUUUUUCUUGUCUUUUUAAUAGACUUCUUCAGUUAUUUGGUUAAUAUUUUACAUUUGAUAAUGUAUAUAAAAUGUAAAUCAGGUUACCCCUACUUAUGGUUCGUCGUGGAUUCCACAUGUCUGUUUUUGUGUAAUGCAGAUCUUUAAUCCAUAAUUUCAUAAUUAGAUUGUCAGAGAAAUUGUAAAGUUGGUUUACAUAAACAUCAGUAUGCAAACUUUACCUCGUAUGGAGUGCACCCUCCUGUUCCAGAGAUAGUUGCCCUCAUUCUUCUUAAUAAAUUUUUUUAAAUUAAAA